Molecule: messenger RNA, 1424 nt
Organism: Colossoma macropomum (tambaqui)
Lineage: Eukaryota; Metazoa; Chordata; Actinopteri; Characiformes; Serrasalmidae
Gene: rskra
Product: ribosomal protein S6 kinase related a
Biological process (GO): protein phosphorylation
Molecular function (GO): ATP binding; protein serine/threonine kinase activity
Source: RefSeq, a predicted model, not a curated record
UCACAGCAGCCCGCGGAGCCCAACAUGGAUCAGCGCGCGACGUGUCUGUCUGCUCUCCCUGAAAUACGAGCGUUUUCUCUGUUUUCAGCCUCUAAAUGCAAACCCAACGACGUCUUCUCGACAUGUACACGACAGGACGCAGAGUCUGACCUCUAACCAGCCGCCUGUUGUUGACAGAAUGUAAUGGGCGGCGUCGGGAGCAAAAACAAGACAUCGGUCUCAUUAGUGGAGAAGAGAUGUCUGUCCAGCAGACAGAGGUUUCUGUCACUCCGAGAUGGGCUCGUCCACAACAGUCCAUUCAAGCAGCGGAGUGGUCAGCGUACAAAAUCCCACCACCCCGCACAGACUCUCAGUCCGGAGAUCAGUCCUCUGCCUGCCUCCACCUCCAUGUUCCUGCCUGAGUUUCCACAUUGUGUGGGGAAAAAUGUGCAUUUACAGAUUACAGGUUUUAUAGCUAAAGGCUCAUUUGGCCCUAUUCUGAAGGUAAAGGACUGGGCAAAAGACAAGACAUAUGCUAUUAAGGUUUUACCCAAAUCUGAGGUUCUGAGACUUGGAGUUGUGGAGCAGUCAAAGGAGGAGGUUAUAAUCCAGCGGCAGCUCAGACACCCUUUCCUCCUCAGUCUGGAGGACUGUUGGCAGAGCCAGCGCAAUCUCUUCAUCAUGUGCGACUACUGCAGCACUGGAGAUCUGUACACCUACUGGACCCUGAGUGGCCAGUUUGGCGAGAAAGAAGUUUGUGUGUUUGCUGCUGAACUCGGCAGUGCGUUAGGUUUUCUCCAUGACUUUGGCAUAAUACACAGGGAUGUGAAGAUGGAGAACAUCCUUUUAACUGAGCAAGGUCACCUCCGCCUGGCUGAUUUCGGCCUGUCUCGUCGGCUCGAGCGCGGAGAGAGAGCGUUUACAAUCUGUGGAACAAUACAAUACAUGGCUCCUGAGGUCCUUAGUGGGGGUCCCUACAGUCAUGCUUCAGACUGGUGGUCCCUUGGCAUCUUGCUAUAUGCCCUUGCUGCUGGAGUGUUUCCUCUUCUUCCAGAGCCAGAUCACAGAAGCAUGCUGACCAAGGUGACUGACCACCUGUAUGAAAUGCCUCCAAGCUUCAGUCCUGGAUUGGCCCUGCUGCUCACAGAGCUCCUGUGUAAGACUCCCACGCGUCGCCUGCUGCUGGAACGCUUCAAAAGGCAGAAAUUCUUCAGCAGCAUCUCUUUUGACUCUCAGCUGCUGACGAAGGCUCCCAUUCAGCCCAUCCUUCAUCUCAAGGACCACCCGGAGCGGCCAGAGAAAUCAGCUAGGGGUUUGACAUUCGAGCACCUCCAGAAUUUUGAAUGUGAUCUCCUCGACUCGCCCACAGAUUUAACCCAGACCCUUCCUGACAAUGAAAUGGACCAGGAUACCUCAGGUUCCUGAUGAGAGGAGGCAGGAAACUA